Saccoglossus kowalevskii is the source of this 1267-nucleotide messenger RNA. RefSeq names its product BMP-binding endothelial regulator protein. The record is from RefSeq and is a predicted model, not a curated record. Lineage: Eukaryota; Metazoa; Hemichordata; Enteropneusta; Harrimaniidae.
GAUUGACAACAGCCAACCAGUCAUACCCGUUGAAUUCUAGAUAUACAACACAUUGUCAACGCUGCGUUCUGAUCCACGAGCAACUACCACAGCAGUAAAGUCUAAUAUUGCUUAUUUUCUACUACGGCCAGAGUCGUGAAGAUGCGUGUCUUGUCAGUGUUAGUGUUAUCACUUAUUGUGAUAUCCAGCGCCACUUCGAGACGAAAGCGACAACUAUCCGAUACACUGUCCAUUGAACGUUUUGCAAAAUAUAAUGUUAUCGUGAGCCAUCAGCGACUUGGUGACUGUUCUUUUAUUAUCACGUUCAUGAGAGCCGAUAUGACAUCGGAAGUGUUGGCCAAGAAUCUCACUCUUCACUACACCAUCGAUGAUAGCCUAGCCAUGCAAGAGUAUCCUGUUGACACCGGCACGACCGUAAUACAAGCAAAUCAGCUCACCGAAACGCUUUACUGGGAUCCACCAGAAGGGUUUGUCCCGCCAUUCGACACAACCGGCGUCACGCAAAUUUCUGGCACACAGGGUGGUACUAUAAUACAACACACGAUGGAUGACGGUCCGUGUACUCCAGCCAGUACCCGGGGAGACCCACAUCUACGGUCAUUUGAUGGCCAUGGCUUCAGUUUUCAAGGUCUCUGCUGGUAUACGCUAGCCAAGCACUGCACCGAUAAUCCAGACUUCGAAAUUACGACAGAGUUUGCACCACGAGAAUCAACUGGCACCCAGAUUAGAACACGUGCUGUUAGAAUGAAUAUUACCGUCGGUGAUGAAAUGAUUAGUAUGGAUACCGAUAAUCACGUCACUGUCAAUGGUAAAGCAUAUUAUGUAGCGAAACUGGAUGGUCUACCCCGAAACGUCGCCCUCACCGUCGUUGACUCUCGAGUCAUUAUCAGAAUUCCUAAGGCCAACAUGGACAUAUUAUGGGAGGGGCGAAGACAUUCGUUCAGUGCGUCUCUUUACCACCCUGAUUACAAAGGUAAUUUAUGUGGUCUCCUUGGCAACGCUGAUGGUGACCCGUUGAAUGAUUUCGAGAAGCGUGAUGGCUGGUUGACUCAAGAUAUUAAUGAGUUUGGUGAGAGCUGGCGCAUUGAAGACAAAAGUUGUGAUUAUUAAAAGCGGUUACAGAUCAGACCUCAACUUACUAUUUUACUUUACUCAUGGUUAUUCGAGGAUAAUACGCGUAGUUGAUGGUAGUAAUAUUUGAAUCAAUGCAUAUUGUAGAUACAUCGCACAAUUCGCAAUAAAGGUAGUUUAUUUAAUCAGGGAAUAA